UUUUUUCUUACCAAUACCCAUCCAGAAGGUUUCAACUUGGAAGUCGGGCGAUUUUGUUAUACAUUUUCUCUCCCCGAUAAAUUUCUCAAGAAUAAUAGUCGACAUGUCCGCCGUCCGGUUCGGCAACCAUUUAAAAGAGUUGCGGCUCCACUUCUGCCAGAAGUCCGAAUCGAGCAAAGGCGUGCGUGAAUUUGUGGAAAAGCAUUACGUCGGCCUGAAGCAGGCCAACCCGAAGUUCCCGAUCCUGAUACGCGAAUGCGACGGUGUCAGACCCAGAUUGUGGGCCAGGUACCAGUUCGGCCAAGAGAAGUCGGCUUCACUCGAAGGGCUCGGAUCUAGUGAAGUGCUCUCCCAGCUCAACAACUUGGCCAAAGCUUGAUCUUCUGGUGUCCAUAGUCUUUUGUAAAAUUUGAAAAACAAAUCUGUUGUAAUUUUAUGUAAAUAAAUAUUUGUUGAAUUAUAAAAUAAA
Cimex lectularius (bed bug) is the source of this 469-nucleotide messenger RNA. It is a transcript of the gene ND-B8, whose product is annotated as NADH dehydrogenase [ubiquinone] 1 alpha subcomplex subunit 2. Lineage: Eukaryota; Metazoa; Arthropoda; Insecta; Hemiptera; Cimicidae. The record is from RefSeq and is a predicted model, not a curated record. The transcript has a single exon. The coding region runs from base 104 to 379 and encodes 91 amino acids.